This is a messenger RNA of Pyricularia pennisetigena, 1437 nucleotides long. RefSeq lists its product as uncharacterized. Bases 1 to 1437 code for a protein of 478 amino acids. The transcript is spliced from 2 exons. Lineage: Eukaryota; Fungi; Ascomycota; Sordariomycetes; Magnaporthales; Pyriculariaceae. The record is from RefSeq and is a predicted model, not a curated record.
AUGUCGAGCCAAAAACCACCUCAGCGCUUGGAUGCACUGGAGAGUAUGGUCAAUGAUGUGGUUGUUCAGACUGCAAAGGCUAUCAGGUCAAGUAGGGUUGAUGGACCGCGAGCCGUGCCAGCAGUCUCGCAUGGCCAGCGGAUACAGGAUCUGCACAAUAACUUCAACUCGGUCCUUGACGACAUGGAAAGCGAAAUUAUGAGGGUAAAAGCAAUCCUCCAGCGUGAUUUGGAUCUCAUGCGGGCGAAACGCCGCCUCGCCGUGAUCCCGGAACCCGUCAUGCUGUCGCAGCCGGUCGCAGUCACCGCCCCAGAGGCCCCUGUCUCAUCAGGUCCUCCACAGCCUGGCGUCGUGCCGUCGGCAGCAUCGGCGCCGCCCCAACCCCGACUUCAACUCAAGCAGCAGCCAUUGGUGUCAGCCGCCACUUCCAAUGCUGCUGCACGACCGCCUGUCGCAAAAAUGAAUGCCGGUGGUGCCCCGUUCCCUAAUAUGGGUGUUGGACACACGCCACAGGCCGGCGCCGUCAAGAUGAAGACUGAGUCGCCACCCAAGCCAUCGCCAGCCGCUUUGAAUGUUCCAGGAAAACCACCUGUCCAGAAAGGGGGGGCGCCGCCGAUGGUCAAGACGGCAUCUGCUCCUGGUGCUAACGCUUCUGCCGUCAAGAAGGAAUCACCAGGCAUCAAACACGCAAGCGUUGCCACAGCAAAGACAGGCUCGCCAGCCCUCAAGACCUCGACGCCUGUACCUCCAAUCAAGAAAACCUCUCCUGUUUCCGCCCCAGUGAAGCCGUCACCAAAGGCGACUCCUCCACCCGCUGCUGCCACUGUGCCACCGCCGCAGGCAGCAGCGAAGGUGGCUCCUGCGCAGGCCGCUGCCCCUCAACCCAAACCACAGCCUAGUUCGAUUCAGCCUGCAGACUCCAUGGACGGCAUCAUAGACUUGACCAAUCCUGCUACCCUGCAAAACGGCACUGGAGGCAUUGGUGCUGGGGCACCACCUCCACCUUCGGGAGCGGCUCCCCAGCUAAACUUUACAAACAUGCAGUUCUCACUUGCUCCACCACUCAGCGCUACAGAGCCCCCGAACCCUUCAGGAGGCGACACCGACUUUGAUCUCGACAGCUUCAUCACCGAUGCCACCAACAACCUCCUGACGGACCAGUUCGCGGGCGGCAAUGGAACCGGCUCAGGCGCUGGACCGCCACCAGCCAGCGGCACUACCGGCGAUCCUAUGGAUACCUCUGGCGGAGUUGGCGAGACGUCAACCAAGGUUGGUGUCAACUCCAUGGACAAGGAGAUUGAUGAUCUACUUCGACUUGACGGACCCAUGGACCUGUCUUCUGCCGACGCUGCUGGUGGUUCGAGCUUCGACGACAUGUGGAUCGGGGCGGGAAAUACCAACAUGGGCGAGUUUGACAGUUCUUACUUUGAGAUGUGA